Molecule: messenger RNA, 2110 nt
Organism: Erpetoichthys calabaricus (reedfish)
Lineage: Eukaryota; Metazoa; Chordata; Cladistia; Polypteriformes; Polypteridae
Gene: gja2
Product: gap junction protein, alpha 2
Exons: 2
Coding region: 294-1370 (358 amino acids)
Biological process (GO): cell communication
Cellular component (GO): connexin complex
Source: RefSeq, a predicted model, not a curated record
CGGAGGGUAUUUUUGGAGGUGGGGGUGUAGAUGCUGUGGUACUUAAGCAACUGAAGAGCUUAGGAGUUUACAACAGAGCACAACUUUAAAGUCUUUCCCGACUUUUAACAUAAUUAUCUUCAGCACAAACUCUUUCCUUUACUCGUCCCUAUUCAAGAGCUUAGUCUUGGACUGCAAAGCUCUGGGAUCUCUCAAAAUGUGCCGGUGACCCGAGUGAAGACUCCGAUCAGAGGGACACUCCUGGCCCUGGACAUGUGUCAACAGAAAAGGGUUGACCUCAAGCAGCUGCUGCCAUGGGUGAUUGGAGUUUGCUGGGUAAAUUGCUGGAGAGUGCUCAGGAGCACUCCACAGUUGUUGGAAAGGUCUGGCUGACGGUGCUCUUCAUCUUUCGCAUCUUAGUGCUGGGCACUGCUGCAGAGAAAGUGUGGGGAGAUGAACAGUCAGGCUUCACUUGUGACACAAAGCAACCUGGUUGCCAGAAUGUCUGCUAUGACAAGACCUUCCCUAUAUCACAUAUUCGCUUUUGGGUUCUACAGAUCAUUUUUGUGUCCACACCCACCCUCAUCUAUCUGGGGCACAUCCUACACUUAGUACGUAUGGAGGAGAAGCAGAAGGAGAAAGAGAAAAACAAGGUAUCUCAGCAUCACGGUGAUAAGCAACCACUCCUGGGGAAUAGUAAAUGUAAAAAGCCACCUGUGAAGGAUGAACAGGGCCGGAUACGGAUGCAAGGUGCCAUCUUGCGGACCUACAUCUUCAACAUUAUUUUCAAAACUCUGUUUGAAGUGGGCUUUAUAGUUGCUCAGUAUUUCCUGUAUGGAUUUGAGCUAAAGCCACUGUACACAUGUAAUCGUCUGCCGUGCCCCAAUACUGUAAACUGCUACAUCUCUCGACCUACUGAGAAGACGAUCUUCAUUUUAUUUAUGCUUGCUGUAGCUUGCCUGUCUUUGUUCCUCAACCUGGUGGAAAUGUACCACUUGGGCUUCACAAAGUGCCGACAGGGCCUGAGAUACAGAACAGAAAUUGCAUCAGAAGCUGGCUCAAAGGCUGCUAGCGAAGCUGUAGCACCUUAUGUCCCAAGUUACCCUUACUUUGGAGCACAACCACCAGCUCCAGUUCAUUACCAAGCUGGGACUAGAUAUAGUCCAUCUCCCUUGACUGAAACGGAUUCAGUCUGUCAUCCAUACAACAGCAAAGUAGCUUACAAGCAAAACAGGGAUAACCUUGCAGUAGAAAGGAAUGGAAAGCCUGAGGAGAGCAACUCAAAACUCAAAAGAGAACCUCAGUCUCCCAAUGACAACCAACGUAAGGCUGGCCGUGUCAGUAGUAAGCCGAAUAAUGGCAAGAGCCGGCUCGAUGACCUAAAAAUCUAGUGAGCAGUCACUCUGCAUUUCUUUAAAAUUGUUUAUUCACCUCAAAAUGUCCUAAAAUAUGGUUUUCAUUGCAAAAUUUUACAUACUGAUAUGCUUGGCUGGCCUGGUACAGCCUUUACCCCCAAGCUAAUAUUCUAGACAUACAGUCAUGGAGGAUAAUAAAGAAACGGAUGCAGAAUGCAUUUUGGUGGACAUGCAUAACAAUUUAAAUCUGCUGUUUAAACCUAUAGAUUUACAUAUUGAAAAUUACAUAAAAUGAGGUAAGAAAAUUAUCAAGAGUAAGCUUCUGGCUUUUUCUGGGAUAUCUGAAUGGGCUUUGACAAGCCAGUCUAUCAAUUGGGUAGAUUUUUUCAAGUAACCAACUACACAUAAUGAAAAAUAUACUUGCACAAGGGGACAACCUGACUUCUUUAAUGAGACAGUGAAGGUGACACAGUUAAGUAUAUGGUGCUCCUCCACUACCCCACUUGAUGGAUUGUCAGUGAACUGUAAAUAAGAUUUAAAACUAUUUUUUUUUUGUACAGUAAAGAUUGUCAACACUGGGUAUAUUUGAGUCAAUGACUGGUUUAGGAUGGUUUGUCAGAAGGAUGCUAUACAAACUGUACAUCAUUUUUAAUAGUUCACUACAAAUAGUCCUGCAUUUUCCCGCAGGCUAAUGUGUGUCCACGAAACUGAUACAUCUUUACUGGGUCUCACCUUGCAGAUUAUGAUGAGCAAGUUAAUAGUGAUGGCUUUUCCAC